GGGAUGUCUCGUCACGCGCAUACCGGAGACACGGAGGCGCGAGAGCCGCUUCUCACCGGAGACUACCUGCAGCCAGACGAGCUCGACUCAGAUGAAGGUGAAAUAAUUUUCGACAGGAGCGCCUCAAACAUCACACAUGAUGCUGAUGGAAGUUCACAAAGAAGAUUAACAUUUGAGGAAGCAGUAGAGGAAGCAGGUUUUGGUUUGUUCCACUGGCUGCUGCUGCUGGUGUGCGGCUGGGCCAAUGCCAGCGACGCCAUCGAGAUUCUCUGUGUGUCUUUUCUCCUGCCAACGGCCCGCUGUGAUCUGCUGCUGAGCUCCUCAGACAUGGGCCUGCUGACUGCCAGUAUUUUCCUCGGAAUGAUGGUGGGCGGCUACAUGUGGGGAUACUUGGCUGACCAGAGGGGGCGCCGCAAGGUCCUAGUCGUGUCCCUGACAGUGAACGGACUGUUCGGAGGUCUGUCCAGUAUGGCUCCCUGGUUCUGGCUCUUCCUGUUGCUGCGGUUCAUUAGCGGCGUCGGGGUCGGCGGAUCGAUUCCUGUUAUCUUCUCGUACUUCUCAGAGUUUAUGCCCCGCCUGAGGAGAGGUGCGAUGAUCAGCGCUCUGGCCACCUUCUGGAUGGCAGGAAACAUCGUGGCUGCAGGUCUGGCCUGGUUGGUGAUUCCCAGAACCUGGGCACAUUUCUCACUGGGACGACUGGACUUCCAGAGCUGGAGAGUGUUUGUGGUGCUGUGCUCUGUCCCCAGCAUCACCUCAGCCCUCCUCUUCAAGCUGCUCAUGCCUGAAAGCCCCAAGUUCCUCAUGGAGGCGGGCCGGGAGAAAGAGGCGAUCCAUGUCUUCCGCUUGAUGUUUGCGCUGAACAUGUGGAGGAAAGGAAAAACUCUCCCGGAAUUUGGUUUGUGUACCAGCUCCAAGCAAAGAGGGAAACAGGAUGAGACAAAAACUUGGAGCUCACAUAAAGGGCGACUUGGCAGUAUUGUUAAAAAGGGUUUGGUGCCUAUUAAACAGAUAUUUGAUGGUUCACUCAAAUCCAGGAGCAUCGUUCUGCUCAUCAUCUUCUACUGCAUCUCUUUUGGUUACUACGGGCUGUGGAUGUGGUUCCCAGAGCUCUUUGCGAGAAUGGAGGACGGCGGCUCGCCCUGUGCCAAUGUGUCCCGUCCGCCUUCACUCAGCGACCAAAACUGCUACCCAGUCAAGACAGCAGUGUACAUGGAGGGCUUCAUCAUCGCUGCAUCAAAUCUCCCGGGCAACAUCUUCACUAUUCUCAUGAUGGACGGCAUCGGAGGAAAGGCUCUGCUGUCCUGCAGCCUGCUGGUGUCCAGUCUCAGUGUCUUCCUCAUCUACGUGGUCCAGACUAAAGCCCAGAGUCUCGCCCUCUCCUGCGUGUUCAGCGGCGUGUCGGUGAUCGCCUGGAACGCCCUGGACGUGGUGGGAACGGAGCUCUACCCGACCCAGCUACGGUCCUCUGCUCUCGGUUUCUUCACAGGAGUGGGCCGAGUGGCGGCGAUCAUGGGUAACGUAGUGUUUGGAAACUUGGUGGACACAAACUGCGCCGUGCCAGUUCUGCUGGUGUCGGCUCUGCUGCUGACUGGAGGACUCGUAGCUCUCCUCCUUCCACAAACCAGACAGACAGAGCUCACCUGAUCACUCGCGUUAUUAUACAUGAAUAAAUGAUUCGCACACGUCCUCCUAACGUCCUCACGGAAGCAGACCGGAGGAUCACUGAAUCGUAUAUAUAUAUAUAUCUGCUGUUCCUGCUUGUAGAGGAUAUUUGACUCCUGUGCCUUCUGUCAUCUCUCUGUGCCUUUUUAUGGUGCCAACAA
Messenger RNA from Thunnus maccoyii (southern bluefin tuna), 1823 nucleotides. It is a transcript of the gene sv2, whose product is annotated as synaptic vesicle glycoprotein 2. Gene Ontology annotation, cellular component: membrane. The transcript has 13 exons. Bases 4 to 1644 code for a protein of 546 amino acids. Gene Ontology annotation, molecular function: transmembrane transporter activity. The record is from RefSeq and is a predicted model, not a curated record. Gene Ontology annotation, biological process: transmembrane transport. Lineage: Eukaryota; Metazoa; Chordata; Actinopteri; Scombriformes; Scombridae.